Messenger RNA from Zasmidium cellare ATCC 36951, 2658 nucleotides. RefSeq lists its product as uncharacterized. Gene Ontology annotation, biological process: microtubule polymerization; establishment or maintenance of microtubule cytoskeleton polarity; mitotic spindle organization. The transcript has 2 exons. The coding region runs from base 1 to 2658 and encodes 885 amino acids. NCBI's taxonomy places the organism in Eukaryota, Fungi, Ascomycota, Dothideomycetes, Mycosphaerellales, Mycosphaerellaceae. Gene Ontology annotation, molecular function: microtubule plus-end binding; microtubule plus end polymerase activity. The record is from RefSeq and is a predicted model, not a curated record. Gene Ontology annotation, cellular component: kinetochore; microtubule plus-end; spindle pole body.
AUGGGCGACGAAGAAGAGUUCGCACAAUUGCCGCUGCCGGAGCAAUUCGCGCACAAGAACUGGAAAGCGCGAAAGGGCGGCUAUGAGACGGCAACGAAAGAAUUCAAGACCGCACAACCUUCAGAUCCAAUUGUACGUGAGUUUACUUUAGAUAGCGGCUUGUGGAAGGGGGCGGUGGGCGAUUCGAACGUGGCAGCGCAGCAGGAGGCUCUGAGCGCAUACAAUGCUUUCCUUGACGCAGCAGGUACCGAGGGCGCUCGCCGAACGAGAGGCUCAACUGUAUCGCCCAUCGUGGAGAAAGGUCUCACUGGACGACCUGCCGCCAAGGCAUCAGCAACGGAGGCUCUACUUCUCCUCAUCGAGCUGGACAAGGCCGACCCGAUUAUUGAAGACCUCCUCCCAUACUUGUCGCACAAGAUGCCGAAGUUGAUCGCCGCCACUCUUGAAGCACUCACCAACAUCGUCCACGCCUACGGGUGCAAAGUUGUGGAGCCGAAGCCCGUCAUCAAGCUCCUUCCCAAAGUCUACGCCCACGCCGACAAGAACGUCCGCGCCCAGGGUCAAAACUUGACCGUGGAGCUGUACCGAUGGCUGCGAGAAGCUAUGAAGCCGCUUUUCUGGGGCGAGCUGAAGGAGGUGCAACAGAAAGAUUUGGACAAGCUGUUCGAGCCUGUGAAGGCAGAACCCACGCCAAAGCAAGAGCGAUUACUGCGAUCACAACAAGCUGCCCAAGAACAGGCGGCGGCCACUGCGGGAGGCGAGGAUGGUGAGGUUGAGGAGGAGGGAGAAGAGGGUGGUGACAUUGAUCUGGAGCCGGAGUUUGAGGCUGUGGACGUCUUUGCCAAGAUACCCAAAGACCUCAACGACCGGCUGGGCAGCACGAAAUGGAAGGAUCGAAAGGAAGUUCUGGACGAAGUGUUUGCUGCGGUCAACGUACCUGCCAUCCAAGAAGGACCCUUCGACGACAUCAUCCGAGGCUGCGCGAAGAGUAUGAAGGAUGCCAAUAUCGCUGUUGUUACCGUGGCUGCGAACGUAGUGGAGUGCCUCGCGAAGGGUCUACGAAAGUCAUUCAGCCGAUACCGAAGCACAGUCCUAGGGCCCAUGCUGGAACGUUUCAAGGAGAAGAAGGCGUCUGUGACUGACGCCAUUGGAGCUGCCUGCGAUGCGCUGUUCGCCUCGACCGGCUUGGCCGACAUUCAAGUCGACGUGCUCGAAGCCCUCAAGAACAAGAAUCCUCAAAUCAAGGAGAACACCGCCAAAUUCCUCAGCCGAAGCUUGAAGACAACCAGAGAAGCACCAACACUAGAACAGACCAAGGAGCUGUCAGAAGCCGGCAAGAAACUGCUCACAGAAAGCGCAGCCCCACUGCGUGACGCUGGGUGCGAGAUUCUGGGAGUAUUGUGGAAGAUCAUGGGCGAUCGGAACAUGCUUGCCCACCUCGAGAGCUUGGACGAUAUCAAGAAGAACAAAGUCAAGGAGUUUUCAGACGCAGCUGAAGUCAAGGCCAAGUGGAAGCCCAAAGCCGCGGCGCCUCCAAAGGCAGCUGCACCGGCAGGCAAGAAGCCUGCGUUGGGUACGAAGAGGCCGGCAGCUGGUGCGAAGAAGCCUGCUCCAAAGGCAGCCUCGCCACCUCCAGCAGAGGAAGCACCACUCCAACCACGACCGACCAGCAGGCCUGGUGUCAAGCCUCCUGGAGGGCUGAGACCACCAGGCACUGGUCUCAAAGCGCCAGGGAGCGGAUUGGCGAGACCAGGUACGGGCCUCAAGGCGCCUUCAUCCGUCAACGGCGCAGCUUCACCCAAGCGACAAGGCCUGAUCAUGGACGACCCGCCACCACCCACCACACCAAAGCAACCAGCUGCCGGCAGAGGUCUUGCUGGACGACCGCUUGGCAAGCCAGCAGCUGCUCCCACUUCACCACAACCAGCGCAGCAAGCAGAGCCAGCGGCUAGUGCGUUGAGCUCGAUCGAGCGUCAAGAGCUGCAAGAUCUUCGCAAGGAAGUGGACAUGGUGCGACAGCAAGCAUCCGAUCUUCGUAACGAGAAGUUGAAGUACAGCUCACAAGUUGCUGAGCUGCAAGUGCAGAAUGCCCAGCUAAUCGAAGAUCACACUCGUGAUGUGCUGCAGAUCAAGGCAAAGGAGACGCAGCUCGUCCGCGCUCGAUCCGACGCUGAAACAGCUGAGGAGCGUGCAAACUCGCUGUCAAAAGAGAUUGACCGAUUGAAGCGAGAAAUCAGCCGGCUCGGUCGCUCGCAGGCAGGCAGAGACAGUCCCAUUGACCAAUUCAAUGGCCCCUCGUCCCCUCGACCGGCGUAUGGCAGCAGCAGGAGUUAUAACGUACCUGCUGCACGAGCAUACGGCUCGCUCGAUGGGUAUGGUGAAGGUAAGGAGAAUCAGGAUUUGCACUCUCAUGACGGCAAGCUGAGAGGCGCAGAUGGACGACCGACCAGCAACUCUUCUCGACCGACUAGUAAUGGGUCUGGACGUGUGACGCCGGCGAGUGGUGAGCGAGAAGUGAGUGAUGGCUCGCAGGGCGGUCUGAAUCGCAGCACGAGCGAUGGCGUGGAGAGCUGGAGGAGAGCUGCGGAGGUGACGCAGAAUCUCAAGGCGAGGAUUGAGAUGAUGAAGGCACGACAGAACAUUGGCCGAGGCCAAUGA